This is a messenger RNA of Clonostachys rhizophaga, 1596 nucleotides long. The record is from the annotation of a GenBank genome assembly. Lineage: Eukaryota; Fungi; Ascomycota; Sordariomycetes; Hypocreales; Bionectriaceae.
AUGAAGGGCAAUGGCCUCAAAAAGACUGCCUCUCGCUCUGAAGUUGGGAAUGGAUCAAUUCGGCAGAAUCUCUCGGAUGAAGAACGUCUAGGCCAACUUGGACAUCAACAGGAGCUUCGCCGAACAUUCUCUCUCCCAGCUCUCGGUGCACUAUGUCUCUGCUUAAUGGCGACAUGGGAGGCGCUCUCUACAGUAAUCGCUCCCGCUUUGAUCAGUGGUGGUCCUCCGUGUUUAUUUUACAAUUAUGUUCUGUCGUUUGUCUGCACUAUAUGUAUCGCCGUUUCCCUUGCAGAGAUUGCCUCAAUCUAUCCUACGGCUGGGGGUCAAUAUCAUUGGGUAGCGGCACUUUGCCCGGCCCCGAGAAAAGCUGCAGCGGCUUGGGCCACUGGCUGGAUCUCAGUUGGCGGGCAAAUUCUGCUCACAGCCUCCUCUGCCUUUGCCGCUGGGCUCCAAACCCAAGCGUUAAUCACAUUGAACGAUGAAACCUACGUUCCCUCUCGAUGGCAAGGGAUGCUCUUCUACUGGGCGAUACUACUAUAUGCUGGGCUCUUAAAUGUAUGGGGUAGCAAAUUGAUGCCUCAUUUCAAUUUGGUUUCAGGGAUAAUUCAUAUUGGUGCCUUCGUUGGUAUUAUCAUAACACUUGGAGUCAUGGCAUCGAAGAACACCUUCAGUUUUGUGUUUAUCGAAUUCGAGAACAAUAGCGGCUGGGGCAGUGAUGGGGUUUCAUGGCUUGUCGGGAUGCAAAGCACCGUUUAUCCAUUCCUUGGUUACGACGCAGCGUGCCAUCUUUCAGAAGAGCUGCCGCACGCGAGUCGUAACGUCCCGCUGGCUCUCGUUGGCGGCGUCGUUGUCAAUGGCAUAAUAGGCCUUGUCUAUUGCAUCGUUCUCCUCUACUCCACCAGGUCACUCGAAUCACUAUUGCAGACUCCAACGGGGUAUCCCUUCAUGCAAAUAUAUCUUAAUGCCACUCAAUCGAGGGCCGGUGCGACAGUCAUGUCCCUCACCCUGAUUAUUGUUGCUACGGCCGCCACGGUUGCUGGGGUAGCAUCGACUUCUCGUACGCUAUGGGCUUUUUCUCGAGAUAAAGCCACUCCGUUUGACGCGUACUUAAGCGUUGUCAACAGAAGACUCCAGGUGCCCCUAAGAUCUGUGAUCCUCGUCAUCUUGCUGCAAGUUCUUCUUGGCCUCAUCUAUCUGGGGAAUGCGACGGCGUUCAACGCGGUUCUGUCCAUGGCUAUUAUCGCUCUAUACCUUUCAUAUCUCUCGCCAAUCUUUUUCAUGGUUGUCUUCGGCCGCUCCCAGCUACGUCUUGAAGACUUCGGUCCAUUUAAAUUGCCAAGAGCUUUGGGCAUCGCUGCAAACAUAAUCAGCUUAGUAUGGAUGAUCGUCGUCAUGAUCUUCAGCACGUUUCCGCUUACUCUGCCCGUGACGGCGCAAAACAUGAACUACUCCAUUGUCGUUGUAGCUGGGUGGUCCAUGUUUGGACUUGUCUAUUAUCUCUGGGCCGGAAGACAUAAGUUUCAAGUCCCGUUGACAAACUUGUCUAUCACUCUGGACACUAUCCAAGUCAAUGAACAGAGGGAAGAGAGAGAAUAG